Messenger RNA from Phascolarctos cinereus (koala), 1155 nucleotides. The record is from RefSeq and is a predicted model, not a curated record. Lineage: Eukaryota; Metazoa; Chordata; Mammalia; Diprotodontia; Phascolarctidae.
AUGGAGGGAGUAGCAAAGAAUGAAGCAUCAGUGGAGAGCAUCUCUGAGAGUAGUCCUGGCCUGAAUGCCUCCCACUUCUCAGUCCUCCUGGGUUCUCACCACUUGGACUCCCCAAGUCCCCAUGCCUUGGAGCAAGGAGUAAGGCAGAUCGUCUGGCAUCCUGCAUACACCAGCCUGGAUGAGUCUGGUGGUGAUAUAGCUCUGGUACAGUGUGACCAGCCUGCGCCCUUCUCUGAGAACAUCCUGCCCAUCUGUCUCCCUAGAGCCUCUUCUCCACUUCCUUCUGGGACACCCUGUUGGGUGACAGGCUGGGAAACAUUAAAGAAGGAGUUCUUUUCCCAGCUCCCCAAACCCUCUAGCAGGCCAAUGUUUCUCUCCUGCCCCGGGGAGACCUGUGAGACCCUCUACCACUUGGACUCCCACCGUCCUCUUAAGGUCCCUGUCAUCGAGCACGACAUGGUCUGUGCUGGCAGUGCAGAGGGCACUGCAGACUCCUGCCAAAUGAGUAAGAAAUCUCUUAACUUUUUGUCCUCCCUCAUCAACUCGGCUCCCCUUGGGGCUGUUGCCCCUCCCCCCAGAGCCAGCCACACGUCAGCGAUGUAUUCUUUUCCAGGGUGAUUCUGGGGGUCCUUUGUCUUGUCAUUUGAAGGAUCGAUGGGUGCUAGGAGGUGGGGUAAGCUCGGGGGAGGUCUGUGCAGCCCCCAACUGCCCUGGAGUCUAUGCCAGUGUAGCUGCCUCCACUCCUUGGAGGUGAUCCCUUGCUCCUGAAGUACAGCAGAACCUCAUCCCCUCAUCUGCCUCAUUUUCUGGCCAUCCAGAAUCAUCCAUUCUUUUUGGUCUAGUCCUAGUGAUCGCAAAAUUUCUGCUUGUAAGGCUGUAAACAGGAGGGAGGAGAGAGGAAAAAAAAGAUUCUCUCUCCUUAAGAGCAAGUUGCUUGACCUAGAGAAAACAGGUUAAAAGGGAGAAUUCAACUUGAUUCAACAAUCAUGUAUGAAACACUAAUUGUGUGCAGCAGUGGUGUAGGUUCUAGGUAUAAAGAAGCAUAAAUUAAAUAGUACUUUCCUCAAGGACCUGGGAUACAGUAUUGGACUUACGGAGAGAGACAGAGAGAGAGAGAGAGAGAGCUUGGUCCAAAACCUGAAUUAGAUACUUAUU